AUGGUAGCAGCAAUGUCCUUCAAGACUAUCAACAAUGUCAUUGAGACUUGGGAAACGAUUCGAAGAAUGCCCGAAUGGGAGAAGGAGAUCGGGGUUGGUCUAUUUGCCAAAUUCUUCAAAAUGGAACCGGAAGCCAAGGCCAUCUUUGGAUUUCGUGAGGAUUUGGACGUUACUGAUUACAAAGUCCUGAUUAGUCCGCGAUUCGUCGCACAUGCCAUGCAAUUCGUCACUAUGAUUGACAAGGCAUUGAACAUGAUGGGCCCUUCCGAUGAAAUGUUGUCGGAAAUUCUUAUGGACAUUGGAGCCAAACAUGCCCGAUACGGUGUCAAGCCAGAAUAUUUUCCUACCAUGGGAAAAGCCUUGGUCUCUGUGGUGGGUUCUAAUCUUGGUGAAGAUGUUUUCACAAUGGAAGUGCAAGAGUCAUGGAUUGAGGUAUACAAUGCCAUGUCGCAUGACAUGAUUAAGGGUCUCGGCGAAGUUUACACGGUGAAAAAGAACGACAUCAGCACAGAAAUUGAGCCACAACAGCAAGUUGAUUCUGCGAUAUGGACAUAG
Cylindrotheca closterium is the source of this 555-nucleotide messenger RNA. The record is from the annotation of a GenBank genome assembly. Lineage: Eukaryota; Bacillariophyta; Bacillariophyceae; Bacillariales; Bacillariaceae.